Molecule: messenger RNA, 6795 nt
Organism: Acinonyx jubatus (cheetah)
Lineage: Eukaryota; Metazoa; Chordata; Mammalia; Carnivora; Felidae
Gene: SLC22A23
Product: solute carrier family 22 member 23
Exons: 12
Coding region: 499-2709 (736 amino acids)
Biological process (GO): transmembrane transport
Cellular component (GO): membrane
Molecular function (GO): transmembrane transporter activity
Source: RefSeq, a predicted model, not a curated record
CCCGAGCUCGCGGCUUCCGGGAGGCGCCCGAGGCCGGAUAAAUACAUCCCGGGCUCCCGGGGAGCAGCGGACGCUACCCGCACCGCCGCUCGCGCCGCCUGCACAGCGGUCCGCAGAGCACCGAGCCGCCCGGCUUAGGCGCGGAGCCCGCUCCUCCCCCUGCGGCCGGCGCGGAGCAGCGGAGAGCGGCGGGCUCGGCCGCCGGCGCCCGGGCCGCGGAGCCGAUGAGCGGCGGCGGCUGAGGGCCCGGGCCGGCCUCUGCCCGCCCUCUGCCCGGCGCCCGAGGGGGGCCGCAGCGCCCGGGGCGCAGGGUCCGGGCCGGUGACAUGGGGGCGGACUGAAGCACCCGGGGCGGCCGAGCGCUCUCUCUCGAGCCGCGGGCCCUCCUCCGCGGCGGCGGCAGCUGCGGGCGCCCGGCCCGGCGCGCUCUGUCCGGAGCGCCCGCGGGAGCCUCCGCCGCGCUUCUAUGCGCCUUUGCGGGCGCCGUGGGCCCGGGCCAUGGCGAUAGACCGGCGGCGCGAGGCGGCGGGUGGCGGGCCCGGGCGGCAGCCGCCCCCGGCCGAGGAGAACGGCUCCCUGCCGCCCGGAGACGCGGCGGCCUCGGCGCCCCUCGGGGGACGCGCGGGCCCCAGCGGCGGUGGCGGGGAGAUCCAGCCGCUGCCCGCCCCGCAUCCCGCCGCCGGCGGCCAGCACCCGGGCUGCAGCUCGGCGGCGGCGGCGGCGGCCCCGAGCCUCCUGUUGCUGGACUACGACGGGUCGGUGCUGCCCUUCCUCGGGGGCCUGGGCGGGGGCUACCAGAAGACCCUCGUGCUGCUCACCUGGAUCCCGGCGCUGUUCAUCGGCUUCAGCCAGUUCUCGGACUCUUUCCUCUUGGACCAGCCGAACUUCUGGUGCCGCGGAGCCGGCAAAGGCGCGGAGCUGGCGGGGGUCACCGCCACGGGCCGGUGGGACUCCGGCGACGUGGCCAACUGGACCAGCCCCCCGACCACCCCCUUCUCCACUGCCUCCUGGGGGGCCGCAGGCAACCUUAGCAACAGCAGCGGCGCGGACGGGGGCGACACGCCACCCCUGCCGUCCCCUCCGGACAAGGGGGACAACGCCUCCAACUGCGACUGCCACGCGUGGGACUACGGCAUCCGCACAGGCCUCGUCCAAAACGUGGUCAGCAAGUGGGAUCUUGUGUGUGAUAAUGCCUGGAAGGUCCAUAUCGCUAAGUUCUCCUUACUGGUUGGAUUAAUCUUUGGCUACCUAAUAACUGGAUGCAUUGCUGACUGGGUUGGCCGGCGGCCUGUGCUGCUUUUUUCCAUCAUCUUCAUUCUGAUCUUCGGACUAACUGUGGCACUGUCAGUGAAUGUGACAAUGUUCAGCACACUCAGGUUCUUUGAAGGAUUCUGCCUGGCUGGGAUAAUUCUUACCUUGUAUGCAUUACGAAUAGAGCUGUGCCCCCCUGGAAAACGGUUCAUGAUCACGAUGGUGGCGAGCUUCGUGGCCAUGGCGGGGCAGUUCCUCAUGCCCGGGCUGGCCGCCCUGUGCCGGGACUGGCAGGUCCUGCAGGCCCUCAUCAUCUGCCCCUUCCUCCUCAUGCUGCUCUAUUGGUCGAUAUUCCCCGAGUCCCUCCGGUGGCUGAUGGCUACCCAGCAGUUUGAGUCUGCAAAGAAGCUGAUCUUGCACUUCACACAGAAGAACUGCAUGAACCCUGAGAGUGACAUCAAAGGUGUGAUGCCCGAGCUGGAGAAGGAGCUCUCCCGGAGGCCCAAGAAGGUCUGCAUCGUGAAAGUGGUGGGAACCCGGAACCUGUGGAAGAACAUCGUGGUCCUGUGUGUGAACUCGCUGACGGGGUACGGGAUCCACCACUGCUUUGCAAGGAGCAUGAUGGGCCAUGAGGUGAAGGUGCCGCUCCUCGAGAACUUCUAUGCCGACUACUACACCGUGGCCAGCAUCGCCCUGGCGUCCUGCCUGGCUAUGUGCGUGGUGGUCAGGUUCCUGGGGCGCAGGGGAGGGCUGCUGCUCUUCAUGAUCCUCACCGCCCUGGCCUCGCUCCUGCAGCUUGGGCUGCUCAACUUGAUUGGGAAAUACAGCCAGCAUCCAGACUCAGAGUUGCAGCUGAAGUUGGCCGUAGGUAUGAGUGAUAGUGUCAAGGACAAAUUCUCCAUCACGUUUUCCAUCGUGGGCAUGUUCGCCUCCCACGCGGUGGGAAGCCUCAGCGUGUUCUUCUGUGCAGAGAUCACCCCCACAGUAAUCAGUUUUAGAGGCUGGAAGUCCAAGAUCAAGGUGUCAGCAGAUUUGGUGUUUAGUCUGAUUCCUGGUUCAUUGAUGGCCAUCUUCCCCCUGUGUCCUCACAUGGGAGAGAGGUGCGGCGGGCUGGGGCUGGUGCUGGCCAGUGCGGGCUUCGGCAUGCUGACGGCACCCAUCAUCGAUCUGCACAACCAGAAAGGCUACUUCCUGCACCACAUCAUUUUUGCCUGCUGCACGCUCAUCUGCAUCAUCUGCAUCCUCCUGCUGCCUGAGAGCAGGAACCAGAGCCUGCCCGAGAACAUCUCCAAUGGGGAGCACUACACACGGCAGCCGCUCCUGCCGCACAAGAAGGGGGAGCAGCCCCUCCUGCUCACCAACGCCGAGCUCAAGGACUACUCUGGCCUCCACGACGCGGCCACCGCGGGGGAUGGGCUGCCGGAGAAUGCCACGGCCAACGGCAUGAAGUCCAUGUAGCUCUCAGCAUGGCCUUCCCUGAAGGGGGGCGCUGUGGGCUCCAAGGGUUUGGGGCUGUUUGGGCACAGGUUUACAGACCAAGGACCGAACACGUGGCUGGGGGCAGGGAAACCCAAUUCUGCUGCUGAUGCCACAGAUGGUAAGACUGUCAACUGGUGUGGGGAAACUCUGUCUUUCCAAGACUCUAAGGACCGUGUUUGAAGAAGCAGACUCUUUGGAAAUAACCCUUUGGACUUUCUUUUCUGCCAUGAAAUGUUUGUAUUUAUUUUGGUCAUUUUUACAAGAAGCACUUUAUUCCCUUUUCCUCUGAUCUCGAAACGGAACCACCUCCUUCGGAAGAGGGACACGGCCACCAAGGAGGACGCUGUAGGCAACCAGCGCAGCGGUCCUGGAGGUUACACGCCAUCGUUGCCCAGCACCCCACAGAGGAGCCAGGGGUCGCUCCCUCUGGGCCCGCUCCCCCCAAGGCCGCCUGCCUGUGUGCAGACUGACUGGUCGUGGAGCAUCUCCAUGACCACAUUGUAGACAGAGUGAAAUGUAAAUGAUUAGGUUUUUGCUAGAGAGUCUGUGUAUGGUUUUUAAAGGGUUUUUGUGUGUGUGUGUGUCUGUGAGGUAAGAGCUUCUGUUCCAUGUGUUGGGGGAAAGCAGCUCCCAGAUGUCAUUAAAACCAGCUUAGUCUUCCUUCAGGAUCAUCCUUUCGUACUUGACGCUGGAAGGUGUCUGGGGAAAAGUUUGGACAUUUCACCAGAAAUCCUAAACAAUGAGUGGUACUACGGCCACAGUUCGCUGACGCAGGCUUGCCUGGCCAAGCUCACGACAAGCAACAGUGUGGAGACGUGAGACAUGUUAACAUGAUCAGGAAUCCUUCCCGGGUUUGGCUCCAGCAGGAAAGCGCCCCAUUCACACUCAGCUUCUUGGCCAGCGCAACUUGAAAACACGCUACUCUCUGAACUGAAAACCACUAGGGACAUAACUGAAACAGACGCCUGAGGCAAACCCACAGGAGCGAGGGGUGCUCUCCCAGACACAGCCCGUCACCCACAUCUCGAGCACACACCACCGCGUAGAGAUCACCAGCCCGGACGACUGUCAGCUCUCACUGACCUCACGCUGAGAGACUGCGAAGCCUGUGGGAGCCGCUGCCCCCUCCAGCCUGCCUUUGCCUGCUUCCUGCUUCCUGUCACUUCCGUCAGCACAGAGGGGGGCUUAGGGCAAGGAGUGGGAAUCUCACAGGUGGGUCCACCUGACCUCCAGCCUCUUUAAAGCAUCAAGACCAGUGGAGAGAAAGCAAUAACUCACCAAAGUUCAACACCCAUCCCCGAUAGCCAAGGGUUUUCAUUGUGUUCCUCAUUUUUGUCCCAGACAGUGAAGGCUUCUUCCUGCCUUUCCAGGUCAGGCUUCCUCCGCCUGUCUGGGGGUACUUCAGAGGAACCUUGGAGGGCCUCCUCAAGGACACCCAGGGGGCCACUAGGAAACAACACUGGCGCAGGCAGGCACUGCCUUGUAGCAACACAGGCACCCGAUUUUUUGGACAGCCUGGGUUCUUUCUAGAAUUGUCCACCUCUGCACUCUGUGACAUAUGUCUUUGCUGUGAGCUGUGUUCUUCCAGGGAACUUGUGGCCUCGAGUCUGUGAAGCAACUAGGUGACUUCCAGCUGACAGCUGCUAGAACUCAAAAGGGCCAGAAAAGAGAUUGCUAUAACUUCCCCUUCUCCCUUUCCAGCUUUCCACCUGGCCUAUUCUCAGUCCACCCACCUCUCUCCUCCAAAACUGCUAGACCCCAGUAGGAGCCCUCAGAUGUGAUAAAAACAUUGCUGGGGAGGUGAGCAGACUUGCAGGCAUGCGUGAUUCCAGGGAGUCAACUGCACUGUGUCUGACUCAUCACUAGUGCCUGGGGUGUCCAGCCUGCCUGCAAAGGAGGCCACCUGGGAAGCAGGCUGCCUGGGAAGGAAAGCCAUCUGGGAAGGAGGCUGCCUGGGAAGGAGGCCAUCUGGGAAGGAAGGCCACCUGGAUGGAGGCCGCCUGGGAAGAAGGCUGCCUGGGAAGGAGGCCGCCUGGGAAGGAGGCCACCUGGGAAGGAAGCUACCUGGGAAGGAGGGCCUCCUGGGAACGAAGGGCGCCUAGCAGUCUCUUCCCAUUUCUACCUGCUCUGAGCCCAGCUCACCCAGGCCUUCCUUCAUGUCGGUUAAGUCACUUUUGUUCCAUGUUUCAAUGUUAGUCUGCAUUCACCUUAAUUUAAAAAGAACUUUCUUUACAUCUGUGCAGCCUUCACGUGCCAAACUUGUGACAUACCUUUUGCCUUUUUUAGAGUACUUGCUACGAAGCCACCUGGCAGCAAGACCCAUUAAGUCCAGGACACAACGUGUGCAGCAGUCAGGCCACAGGGCAGCUGGGGAGGCGGGAAGGAGCCAGUGAGGUCCCUGGGGCUGCUCCUGGCCAGGUACAUGUCUGCAUCCCUCACCCCAGCCCCGGGACACCUUGCAGUGCUGGGACAGCCCCCUUGCUGUCCUGCAGGACUCGAGCGUGUUCUCUCGCUGGUCACGUAGACCUUCUGUAAGAAAUGUACUGAAGCUGUCAUGUGCUGCCAGUAAUCUCUAUCCAGGAAGGCAGAGGCGAGGCACAGCACAAAGUCCUGUUGCUUGGUCUCUGAGCUCCAUCCUACGUGACAACUACAAAAACUAGUCCAGCAGAGACAGCACUGUCGCUUCAGCGAUCGGGACUAACUCAUCAUCCACUAGAAGAGAAGCUAGCGUGAGGACUGGGCUCUUGGGACCAAAGUCUGGCAGAUGUGAAGGAGGCUGUCUUGCCAACAAUCAGUGAGGUCUCAGCAAAGAGGUCCCACAGCUUUUCUCUCCCAGCAGCCUCAGGGUCGGGCUGAGCUCCUGUCCUGUUGCUGGUUCAGCUUAGGGAUUUCUGAAGCUCUUGAGGAAUGCCUUUAGGAAACGGAGCCAAAGCAGAAAAGCUUCCGUGUGGGCUGAGCACUGGGAAUUCCCGUACCAAGUGAGCAAGGCAGCAGGGGCCCACCGGAGCCUGAUCCAUCUCUGCAUGGGUGGGGGCUGAGGCCACCAGCUCCCUGGCACCUGUCAGUAGUGUUUGGACUCCUCGGUCCUGUUUCCUUCGUCGUUAGUGAGGAAACACUUCUCAGGCACCUGCUAUUCAAGUCCGCCCUCCCCACCACCCCCACCCCCCACUGCCCGGGGAGACAUCCCAAGGUACAUGCUCCAGCUCUCCUCCUCCUCUGCCACCCACUCGUGCAUCCUGCUAUCCUAUCAGGGAGCUGUGAUCCCCUUUCAAUAAAAGUUAUGCACAAAUGUGAACACUUGAGACAGGGCUGGAUAUUUCAUUUUUUUCUUUUCCAGAAGUCAACAAGAACACCACAUGCACUAAAUAUUAGCACCCAAGACAAAUAGGAAACAGUUUUAAAUGCUUUGUUUUCUAAAAGAGUAUAAUCACUUUCAACUAGGGAAAAGGGGCUGGUAAGUUGGUUUCGCCACAGAACAGAAAGAGAGCAAAAAUAAACCUCGUAAAGGAAGUAAUUGCACUCAAACAUUAACACUUCCUAGAGCCAAACAAGAAAUGACUGAAGUGCCAUUAAAUGAACCGUGUGACCAUCGCAUCGCCCAGCCCCUAGGUGGCGCGCAGGUGCACGCACAUGCUGGGGGAGCCUACACUUCAACUCUUUUAAAGGACACCUCACUUUAAUGUAUUGUGUGUUUUGGAAAAGCAGUACAGUGUGUUAUGUCUAGUGGGGAAUACUUCCCUCUGUCCUUCCUGCAACCCCAACAUUUGAGGUUUCUCUGUAAGAACCGUGUUACUGUACAUGUCGACCGGGAUUACUCUGGAGGUGCUCAUUCAUAGCACAAGCCUAAAUCGGGUUCUGAACUGUCGUUCAAAGCUAAGCGUCUGCAUGAUGUCACAUCUGUUGUACCUUUGGGGAAAAUUUGUAUGUAAAUGUACAGAAAUAAAAAUGUUGCCCCAUUAACAAAUUUCCACUGGAAUGUCUUCCCUACCUCAUCUGAUGGUAUCCAAUGAAGGGCAUUUCACAACCAUUGACUACAAAGUAAUAAAAACUCUACCUGUUUAUGCA